CCCAACAGCUGCAGCGAGGACUCGCUCGGCCCAGGUCUCCGGUUCGAUUCCCCGUCCAAACAAUCAGCGAUGCGGGAGCCGCUCCGCCGGGCAGCCGCCGCAGCUCGGUCCGCCCAGCCCGCCCAGCCCGCUCCCUCCGCCCGGCCCGGCCGGCGCUGCUCGCACAACUAGCGGCGUUAAAAAAACUGUUGGCUUUGGACACUUUGUACAACACGAGAGGAAGAUGCCAACCCACUCACUGCUGCCAUAUGUGGAGAAUCCAGACGGACUGGCCCCAGAUAUUCUCUGUAACAACGCGAGUGUCCUCGGGCUCGGCUCCAGCAUGACGCCACAGACCCCCGUCGCAGAAAAGACUGCUCUGGACUCUGACGGGAGCGGGUCCGUGUCCUGCAUGUUCUGCGAGCAGACCUUCACGGACCAGGAUGCACUGGGGCCUCACGUGUUCACGCAGCACCCCACCACGUUCUCCGAGCCGACGGUGCUCCGGGUGGACGCGGAGUUCCGUAUCCCGGGAGAGAGAGCCCAGCCGAGCCCUCCCAGCCCGGCCCAGGACGAGGUCAACAGCUGCGUCGUCUGUGGUCAAGUAGCACACGACGCCAGCGAGCUGGAGACCCAUAUAAGGAAACACAAAGAUUACUUUACCUACUGUUGCAACGUCUGCGGACGGCGAUUCAGAGAGCCGUGGUUCCUCAAAAACCAUAUGAAAAUGCACAUAAAACCAGGAGCGAAGAGCAAGGCCCCGCAAGACCUGGAAUCCCCGGUGACGGUGAAUGACGUCGUACAAGAACGCGCGUCAGAAUCGGUUGUAACUCUUUACCAAAUCUGCAUGUUUUGUGGGUUUUUCUUCCCCGACCACGAGACUUUGGCAGCUCAUAGUAAAAUGCACAAUCGAGAGGCAGAGCCGAGCAAAGAUGAAGCCACGGAUGAGACGGACGGCGCUACUGAAUCCUUUGCAAAACAGGAAGUGUUUAUCCGCUAUCUAAACCUUCAGCCGGCUCCUGCAAGCAAGACAAAUGUGAGAUUUUCAAAAUGGGUUCCCCAGAUGGAUCCGUUCAAUACCUAUCAGGCCUGGCAGCUCGCUACGAAGGGGAAGAUUGCAGUCGGCCAUAAUAAUAUUAAAGAUAUCGGCCAAGAAGUCAGCACAGACAACGAGGACUGCGGCUCGGAUAAGGAAGAGUUGAAUCAGAUUUGGUCUGAGGGCCAAGGGGACAAAACGGUAGGAAAAGAGCUCCGGUCUCAACAGCAGGCCGUCGCAGAAACGGGCGCACCGAGGAGGUCUCUGAUGCGGAAAAAAGAUAAAGAAAGGCCGACCACUUGCCAGGAGUGUCAGAGAACGUUCAGGACCUACCACCAGUUAGUCCUGCACUCCAGGGUCCACAAGCGGGAACGAGGCGGUGCAGAAAGUCCAACGUCUGUGGAAGGGAAGCUGCCGAGAAUGGGCUCGUUAGACCAAUCAGAAGAAGGCUCUGAGGAAGGCAUUGAAGAGAUCCUGAUAUCAGGCGAAGAUGGCUUUGAUCGAUCAAAAGUCCGAUCAAAGGAAUGCAGUUACUGCGGUAAAUCCUUCAGAUCCAGCUAUUACCUCACCAUUCACAUGAGGACUCACACGGGUGAGAAACCGUACAAGUGUGCUUAUUGCGAUUAUGCUGCAGCCCAGAAGACUUCACUUAAAUAUCACCUGGUCCGCCGCCACAAAGACAAACCUGGGGUGGAGAUCUCCGGCAGACCCGUGCCUUCAGCCCCGGCAGUGCCUUCACCACCUGCAGAGCCUUCGGAGCCUUUAGAGCCUUCAGAGCCUUCAGAGCCUUCACCUGAUCAGAGUCAGCACGGAAAUGGCGAUAAAAAUCUGGUACCAAACGUAUCCAAACUCUGGUUUCCUGAAGUCACAUUGUGCAACAAUGAAGAAUCAGAAGACGGACAUGAAAUCCUGGAUGUCAAGCCAAAUUAUACCAAAUUAAUAUCCAAGUCUGCUCACUCUCCCCCCGACGACGCAGCCGUAAACUGCCCAGGACCUGUUAAUCUGAAGAAGGACAAGAACGAGAUCAAGGCUGAAAAGGCCGAGCUCCCGUUGAAUUUGUCUUUAAAAAUGUCCGUCUCAAUCCCGGCCGCGCUGGAACCCAAACUAGCGUUAAGUCCGAUAUCCUGCUCGCUUUGUGCGUAUAAAACCAUGUACCCCGAGGUUCUUAUAAUGCACAAAAAGCUGACGCAUAAGGACAAGUCGGACAAGAAGAACGGAUUUGGAGGCAACGUGAAACCAAAGCGUUACACGGGCUGCCCCCCCGCCCUGGACGGGAAGGACGUGGCCCCGCUCGUGCUGACGGACCGGCGUCACCCUCGCAGAACCAAGUCUCCCCCCCGGCAGCAAACAUUCCCUCAGCAGAACACGCCCGUCCUCCCACCGCACGCUUCCAAACGCUCUCCCGUCCACGUGGUCCAGGACGCCCCGCGCUGCAAGCAGAACCCUGACUCGUGUUCGGGCCAGGAAUCCUCCAGGAAAAACCCUGCAGCCGGCAAAUACGCCCUGGACAGAAAAGCCCUGGGGGAGAUGAGCUACCCGGCCCGGAGCAGCGCCCUGUGGCACUCCAACGCCGCCAUGCUGUGCCUGUCCAGCCGGUUCGGGAGCCUCCCGCCGAUGGAUUUUGGAGAACCUUCCGGUAAGAGGUUGAAGUUCUCCGCGGCUCCGGGCCGGGAAGUCGACGCGGCCGAGAAGGCCAUUUUCCGAGGACCGCCGGCGGACGGACCCGGCAGGUUACUGGUGACAUCGGGGAGAAGUUUAAAAACCCCGUCGCAGGGCUCCAGUCCGGCCUCGCCGUCCGAGGCUCUGGGGCAGAUAAAGACGGCGUCCACGCCUCUCGGGGGAAGUCUGGACUCGGACUGGAGCAUGAUGAACCUGCUGCGCUCGUGCACGCCCAGCGACCUGGCGUCGCUCUAUCACAGCUCCCCGACCAACCCCGGUCACGGAGUACUGGCCAACCCCAGGACCGGGGGCAGAACUGUGCUGUACCAACACUUACCCACGCUGCCCAGCCUGCAGAGGAGAGAUCCCUCCGGCUCCUUCCAGAGCCAACGCUACGGGACCACUGACAAAACUUCCUAAAGUAACAAACACCCAGAUUUAAAUUCUGCUGCUACCUUUUUUUUGGAGAACUUCAUGGAAAAUUAUUUUAGUUUAUAGGUUAAACAGGAGAAAUUAUUUGUGCUCAGCAUUUGCCAGUGAUUCCCUAAUUUAAUAUUUAUUCAAUUGAAGACUUGUGUUGCUUAUACAUUUAAUGGCCGAUAAUUUCAAUGUAUGUUUGUUUUUGUUUUACAAAUGGGAAAAGUUCACAUAAUCCCUCCGAAAAGAUUUUUCCAUCGGUGACCACUGGAAUAUUUAUUUUCUUCAGAACUGCUCACAAAUCAAUAUUUGACCCAUGCUAAUGUUACAAGAUCACAAUUUCAGUACAUAAAAUAGAGUGUAGCUGAAACCUUUAAAAAGUUGCUGCCAUGUUAACUCACUUUUGUGAAUAGUUUCUAUUUCUUUUCCAAAGCACUGGAGAGUGAGAGUUUUCUGUCAAAUAACUUGAUGGCUUUGGACUAUUAGUUUACAAACGGGCCACAGUAACUCUUCCUUCAGUGUGCUGAAACGCUCUACCUCACGCUGCGCUCCAGACACUUAAUUAUUAGGGUUUUUUUUGUUUUAGCUGUUGAAGCCAUCAUGUUAACUGAGCCUGCACACCCAGUUUGAAGUUUUGAAGUCGUAGUAUUUGGAGAGAGACAUUUUUAGGUUAUCACAUUUGUCAAACACUGCAAAAAUCCAGAUGCUCAUCUGAUACAUAACUACUUCUGGUCUUCUGCAUUGAUUUAUUUGAUAUGCAAGCAAACCAGUUUUAGACAGAACAAAGGGGUUCUGUGUCUGAAACAAUUAAUUUUGAUUUGGCGAAUGAUCAAUUACUUUAUCGGUGCCUUUACUCCAUCAGUUGUAAUACGUACCGACUCUCACACACUUUCAUUUAUGUGUGUGUGAAAUGGUAUUUGCUUUAUUUGAUUGCUGCACAUUCAGUCACUGUUCGGAUAUUUUGUUUUUACUUUGCAAAGUGUUGAAAGUUGGAGCCGUCGCGUGUGACGCUUCCUCUGGUGAUGUCACUCCAAACAUGUCAUACAUGUCUGAAAAGAGAAAAGUCAGCUGUGUUGGAUAAUGAUUCCAUUUAUCCUACACCGAAGAAAAAACUCUCAGGUUAACUCAUUUAAAACCUCUCUCGUCUGGUGUGUACCUAAGUGUUUCUGCCACUGUGAAGGCCUGAGUUUCUGUUUUUGGUAUUUACAUUGUAUGUAAACUUGUGUUUAUUAAAAAAAAAAAAAAAUUGCAAUUUCUAUGAGUACUUCCAUAAUAAAGUGAGA
Molecule: messenger RNA, 4374 nt
Organism: Cololabis saira (Pacific saury)
Lineage: Eukaryota; Metazoa; Chordata; Actinopteri; Beloniformes; Belonidae
Gene: znf217
Product: zinc finger protein 217
Exons: 6
Coding region: 224-3094 (956 amino acids)
Biological process (GO): regulation of DNA-templated transcription
Cellular component (GO): nucleus
Molecular function (GO): DNA-binding transcription factor activity, RNA polymerase II-specific; RNA polymerase II cis-regulatory region sequence-specific DNA binding
Source: RefSeq, a predicted model, not a curated record